Molecule: messenger RNA, 768 nt
Organism: Leptopilina heterotoma
Lineage: Eukaryota; Metazoa; Arthropoda; Insecta; Hymenoptera; Figitidae
Exons: 1
Coding region: 1-768 (255 amino acids)
Source: RefSeq, a predicted model, not a curated record
AUGGAGGAUUUUGAUCGUAUAAGCGUUCUUUCACAAAAAAUAAUUACAAUUAAAGAACAUUUAACAGCUUUCGAAGAAUUUCUUGCACAAUUCAAUUCACAUGAUCCUGCUCAAAUCGCUGAAUUACAAUUACGAUACAAUUCAGUAUUUUCGUAUUUUUCAAAUAUUGAUGAAUUGUACAACGAGAUACAAUUAAUUGAUUCUGAAACUGACCAUACCCUCGAUAAAAAAACUUUACAAAAUUCAUUUUUUAAAUUAUUAGCGUCAGCUCAAAAUCAUGUUACAAUUAUAACACAAAGAGAGCAAACUAAUAAUUUACAUAAUCAUGAAUUAAAUUCUAAUUCGGAAAAUGAACGACUCUCAAACGUUUCGAGUCACUAUAGAAAAUUAAAAUUACCACAAGCCACUCUUCCAACUUUCAGUGGAAAGGUGGAAGAAUGGUUGUCUUUCAAGGACACAUUUAUUACUAUGAUACACAGACGUGACGACAUUACGAAUGUUGAAAAAUUGCAAUACUUAAAAUCAGUAUUAAAGGACGAAGCUUUGCGAAAGAUUCAAGUUUUUGCAAUCACGGACGAAAAUUACGAUCGCGCAUGGAAGCUUUUGCAAAAAUCAUACGAAGAUAAGCGUACAUUAAUUUCUUGUCAUUUAAAUUUGUUGUUGCGUUUACCAUCACAAGAAAAAGAGUUUUAUCAAGGCUUGAUUGCUCUUGCAGAUAAAUCACAACAACAUCUUCAAUCUUUGGCUUCACUCGGAGUUCACUCAUGA